Molecule: messenger RNA, 2538 nt
Organism: Erigeron canadensis
Lineage: Eukaryota; Viridiplantae; Streptophyta; Magnoliopsida; Asterales; Asteraceae
Product: golgin candidate 1
Exons: 20
Coding region: 1-2202 (733 amino acids)
Biological process (GO): Golgi organization; retrograde transport, vesicle recycling within Golgi
Cellular component (GO): Golgi cisterna; Golgi membrane
Source: RefSeq, a predicted model, not a curated record
AUGACUUUAUCAGUCAAGUCAUUUUUUUCCAGCGGACAAGGAUCUCAAGCGAAGAGUAGAAAGUCUAAAGCAAAGCUUAAAAAGGGAAAUUCUCCCGAUGACACGCCUACGACAAUUGAUACUUCCUUGGAAAAAGCUAUAACGUCUACGACAAUUGAUACUUCCUUGGACAAAACUACCUCCCGCAUAUCACUGUCAAAAGUUUCAUCUGAUAAAAAUCUACCUGCUGCUUCAGCUGAUCCUGAUAGUAUCAGUCCUAUUCAUUCGUCUUUGAAAACUAAAGAAGAGGACCAACUCAAAGUUAAUACUAAUGUCUCCAAAUUAGAUACUCAUGUGUCUUUGUCAUCUUCGAGUGAUCAGUUGAAACAUGACACAGUCAAUGACGAAGUGACCGCAACUACCACUAAUCGAGAGGCUGUUUCACCAAUCUUCAAUGGUGAUCUUGUCAAUGGGGAUUCUUCAAAUUUUGGUGAAAAGCUAUCAUCAGCACCUGUAACUUUUGAAGGGAGUAGAGCUAAAAAUUAUAAUCCAGCUGAUUCUGGUCAAGAUGUCUCGUUUAAAGAUAAAGGAAAUGAGAUGGUGAUCAGCGAGGGAUCACAAUCUUUAAGUACAGAUACGUUUACGCAACUUAAUACAUCAAAAGUUACUGAUCUGAAAAUUGAACCUCAGCUAGAUGAACAGAAGUAUAAAGAACAUAAACCUGUAACUUCCCCAAAGACAGUAAAAGAUCAGCUUGCUUCCCCAAAGAAAACACAAGAUGAAUCAGGUUCCCCAAAGAAAGUACAACAUCAGCUUGGUUCCACUGGAAGAGUACAAGAAAAACCUAGCUCCACUAAGAAAGUACAAGAUCAGCUUGAUGAGGCACAGGGGCUACUUCAAAGUACAAAAACCACUGGUCAGUCAAAAGAGGCUAGACUGGCACGGGUUUGUGCUGGGCUUUCAUCACGCCUUCAAGAAUACAAAUCAGAAAACGCACAAUUGGAAGAGCUUCUGGUAGCAGAGAGAGACCUGAGCAAGUCAUAUGAGGCGCGAAUGCAACAAUUGCAAAAAGACUUGUCUUUAUCAAAAGAAGAGGUGAGUAGAGUGGAGUCAAGUAUGUUGGAAGCCUUGGGUGCAAAGAAUGCUGAAAUCGAGGCACUUGUCAGUUCUCUGGACACCGUUAAGAAACAGGCUGCUGUAUCAGAAGGAAAUUUAGCAUCACUGCAGGCAAAUAUGGAGUCGAUUAUGAGGAGCAGAGAACUAACUGAAACAAGGAUGAUGCAAGCUAUAAAGGAGGAGCUUGCAUCUGCAGAACGAAGAGGAGAAGAAGAACGUGCUGCACACAAUGCUACCAAGAUGGCUGCAAUGGAAAGGGAAGUGGAACUAGAACAACGAGCUCUUGAUGCUUCCACAGCCUUAGCCAAGAUCCAGAGAACAGCUGAUGAGAGGACCUCAAAAGCUGCAGAGCUUGAGCAGAAGGUGGCUCUACUUGAGGUUGAAUGUUCUAGCUUAACUCAAGAAUUGCAAGAUGCGGAAGUUCGUGCUCGCCGAGGGCAAAAGAAGUCUCCAGAAGAUGCCAAUCAAGUGAUUCAGAUGCAGGCUUGGCAAGAAGAAGUAGAACGUGCACGCCAAGGCCAAAGAGAGGCUGAGAGAAAGCUCUCUUCUACGGAAGCUGAAGUUCAAAAGUUGAGAGUUGAAAUGGCUGCCAUGAGAAGGGAUGCUGAGCAUUAUUCACGCCAGGAGCAUAUGGAGCUGGAGAAAAGAUACAGGGAACUUACAGAUCUGUUGUAUUACAAGCAAACCCAGUUGGAGGCGAUGACCAGUGAAAAAGCUGCAGCAGAAUUCCAGUUAGAGAAAGAGAUAAAACGUAUUCAGGAAGCUCAGGUAGAAGUAGAAAGGAGCAGAGUCCCUCGUCGCGCAUCAACAAUUUGGGAAGAAGAUACUGAUAUGAAAACUCUUGAGCCUCUCCCCUUUCAUCAUCGCCACUUGGUUGGGGCAAGUAUACAGCUGCAGAAGGCGGCAAAAAUUAUAGAUUCUGGUGCUGUUAGAGCUAUGAGAUUUCUCUGGCGAUAUCCUUUUGCUCGAAUUUUCCUAAUAUUUUACGUGGUGUUUGUGCACCUCUUUAUGAUGUACCUGCUGCAUCGACUUCAGGAGCAAGAAGACACCAUAUCAUCAAGAGAAAUCGUUGAUUCUAUGGGACUUGGCAAUCAUACCUUACCUUGACAAGUAUUUUUAGCAUGUCGACACUGCCAUUGAAAUUGCAUCGUUUUAGUUUGCCAAUGGUAGUACAAUGUCUCAUCGUGAUAUAGUAAAGAACUGAAUCACCUGUUGUUAUUCCCUUGUCCUACUUAAGACUUAAAAAACAAUAGAAAGGGUCGAGGAACCUGAUAAAACGGUUCCAACAUACCUUAUUUUGUGUUGUUUCACAGCGUUGGAUACCAUAGAGGGAGUUAGGGACUACGCAGUAGAAAGUAUCAUGUAACAUGUAUUAAAUACAAACUCUGCUCUUGUUGCACAUAUGAAAGUUAUACUUUAUAUAUUCAGUGAUCAUUACUGCAA